Cercopithifilaria johnstoni is the source of this 1185-nucleotide messenger RNA. Lineage: Eukaryota; Metazoa; Nematoda; Chromadorea; Rhabditida; Onchocercidae. The record is from the annotation of a GenBank genome assembly.
AUGAAUUCAAAAGCAUCCGGAAUUCCAUCGACAUCAGUGGAAUUCAUGAAAAUGAAUUCAAGCUCGGAUGCAAAUAUUACUUACAGUACAAAGUUAGCAAGUCUUCCAGAAUCCGUAAUUCAUCGAGUAUUCUCAUAUUUAAGCCAUCCGGAAUUGCUACAAGCUCAGCGUGUCAACAAACAAUUUUACAGAUUGAUCAAACGAAAUGUCCACUUAUUAUGUCGACCGGAAGUAAUCGAAAUGGCAAUUAGCAUGUGCGGGUGUGAAAAACGAGCUCGACCAUUUGGACGAUUGCAAACAUCGUUAAUGUUAAAAGCAAGCAGAAGAAGGCGAUUGUUUCUGAAAUUCACCAGGAAAACAUCUUCCGUAUUGAAAUAUCGGGAAUUAUUUAAGGAUGAAGAUUAUACUGGUGAUCGUAACGAUUUAUCAGAAAAUUUGCUAAAUUAUUUGGAACAACAAUUCAAGGAAGCAAACAUUCAUGGCAUACUUUCAUUCUCGGGUAUUGCAAUCACUACUAAUCUUUAUAACAGUUUAUGCAAAAGUUGGGUCAAAAUUGACAAUGCUACACGUUUGGUAUUCAUAUUAUGCCGUUUUCGGUUAUCAUCGAAGUAUUUCCGCAAAUUAUUGAUGCGUACAAAUUGUCAUCAAUUGAACAUCGAACUUUCUCAUUUCGAACAAUGCCUUAUUGAUGAUUUGGUUUUGGAAGCAAUGCCGGAAUGUCGGGAAUUGAUUCUGAGCAGUGCGACUCCCAUAUAUUUCGCCUGUUUCACUGAUAAUUCGUUGCAUCGAUGGGCUGUUCAGGAAAAACUACCCAAAAAGAUUAUUCUUCGCAAUAUUCGAGCUAAUUUUACAUUUGAUGGAGUUAUAACUUUGAUUAAUGCACUGCAAAUUCGGCACCCGGAAUUAUUUUCCAAUACAGUUCAACCCGCGAUAUCUGUCGCUUGCUGGAGAAAGACAGUAUAUGACUGGGAUUUUGGUUGUAUAGCAUUACCGGAACAGAAUCAAGGAAAUGGUAUUGUUGAACUAUUGAGUACACCGGGUGUGGUGACUCAUGUUUCCCGUUCGUGCAACCUUGCAAACGCAGUUGAUGUCACCAUUAAUUCCAAAGAUUUUUAUUUAAGUACAACAAAAUGCCAAGUUUCGAUUAGGUUCCAACUUGCUAUUUCUUCUCAAAAGGAUUUAUGA